This is a messenger RNA of Mytilinidion resinicola, 210 nucleotides long. RefSeq names its product SET domain-containing protein. The transcript has a single exon. The annotation marks the transcript as partial. The record is from RefSeq and is a predicted model, not a curated record. Lineage: Eukaryota; Fungi; Ascomycota; Dothideomycetes; Mytilinidiales; Mytilinidiaceae. Gene Ontology annotation, molecular function: protein binding.
CCGAAGGCCGACAUCGACUCGGAGUGGACCGGCAAUUGGACUCGCUUUGUCAAUCAUAGCUGUGAACCGAACGCUCGAUUUUGGCCUUACAGGGUGGGCAACCACCUUGUAAUGGUAGUCGAAGCCGUGGAAGAGAUACUCGCAGGCACAGAGAUCACUGCUGACUACGGCAAGGAAUACCUCGCCCGUUACGGGCCACAUUGCCUCUGU